Necator americanus (New World hookworm) is the source of this 1299-nucleotide messenger RNA. RefSeq lists its product as uncharacterized. The record is from RefSeq and is a predicted model, not a curated record. The transcript has 4 exons. NCBI's taxonomy places the organism in Eukaryota, Metazoa, Nematoda, Chromadorea, Rhabditida, Ancylostomatidae. The coding region runs from base 1 to 1299 and encodes 432 amino acids.
AUGGGAGACUACGGAGAGGAGGAUGAAGUUCUACAACGUUGUGUCAUUUCUGCUGCUGUUUGUGCUCGUCGCCGUCAGUGGAAAGUACGAGAAUUUCCUAACUUUUUCAUUGUAAAAAAAAAGACGAUAGGUGUGAGGAACGAUUACAAGAACCUGGUUGAGGAAUUUGGCUCAACGUCGUCUAGAUGCGCCUUUUUACGACUGCGGGACCGCGGAGGACGUAAACUCUGGAUCGUAAGUGCUCACGCACCUACAGAAACCGCUGAGGACAACAGUAAGGACGCCUUCUAUGAUGAAAUCAAUGCGUUGAUGUCUAAAAUACCAAGCCAGCAGGUGGUCAUUGUCGGAAUCGACGCAAAUGCGGAAGAUGGGACUCGAACAGCAAUCCGAUGUAGGAAAAUGAGGAAUCAUCGACGCCAUCAGCUCACGUGGCAGGGGUCAACCCUUUUAACGCCUGAAGAGCAGCGCAAGCGGAAGAUGAGGACUCUUAAACUUCAGCUCGACUACGUUUUGGCGAGGAACAUUCCUCAGUCAGAUAUCCGAAAAUCUAGAGCUGUUUGGGACGUCGCGUUCGACUCUGACCACCGUCCAGUUCUUCUCAGCUUCAAGAUACGGUUCCGCAAGAGAAACCGAAGGGUUCCUCUUCAACCGAAAAUUGACACAGCAGGUCUGAAAGACGAUGAAUGCAGAACAAAAUUCCGCCAACGUGUGUCUAUUCAUGCUGGAGUACGGACCAGGAAGAAGCUUAGCGAUGCGGAUUCCUCCGCAGAGUGCAUCCAGGACGCUGCAAGGGAAACGCUCCCGGUUCUAUUGCCACGGAAGAAGUUUGCCUUUGCAUCUGCGGAAACAAAAUCCACGUACAAUUCUGUAUGUGUGCUGGUGACUUCAACCAGCACACAUACGGAAUUACCAGGACCUCCGACCGAGUCGGAGGUCCUGGUCUGUAUUCAAAAAAUGAAGAAUGGAAAAUCUGGUGGAGGCGACGGGAUUAGCGCAGAAAUGCUAAGAUAUCUUCCUCCGUCUGGGAUUCGUGAGAUGACAAAGAUCAUCCGUUCAAUAUGGAUAAGCGAAAGGAUACUUGAUUCGUGGAGACACGCUAUCAUAAUUCCCCUCCACAAGAAGUUAUCCGUCACGGACCCAAGGAAUUAUCGAGGAAUCUCUUUGCUGCGUGUUAUGUACAAGGUACUGGAGCGCAUUAUCCUGGACCGACUCAUUAAACAUCGCGAAGAAACAACGCGCGACGAGCAAGCUGGCUUUCGUUCUGGCCGAUCUACCAGGUGUUCAUCGUCAGGAGAGUGA